Messenger RNA from Blastomyces gilchristii SLH14081, 1608 nucleotides. RefSeq names its product SirI protein. Gene Ontology annotation, molecular function: pyridoxal phosphate binding; transaminase activity. The record is from RefSeq and is a predicted model, not a curated record. NCBI's taxonomy places the organism in Eukaryota, Fungi, Ascomycota, Eurotiomycetes, Onygenales, Ajellomycetaceae. Bases 1 to 1608 code for a protein of 535 amino acids. Gene Ontology annotation, biological process: biosynthetic process; amino acid metabolic process. The transcript is spliced from 8 exons.
AUGGAUACUCCCACAGAGCAUGUCAGACAACAGAUGCUUGCCCUGCAGCCCGCCAUGCAUUUAAACCCCCAAAAAUGGGAACAACCUUUCCAAACCGCUUGGCAACCACAGUUUUGCGCAGCAACUGGAAGCCCGGAGUCCGAUCGGGCUGGGAAUAGGGCUUUGUGGGUCGAUACCAUGUCACGUUGGCCGCACAUCGCUGCGGCCGAUGGGAAUUGCCUGAGAAAUAUCCAAAAAUGGGCAGUGGAAUCUGCCCUAGGGGUCUUUACCAGUAAUUAUCGGGGUGUCGAAACUCGAAACAUGGAUCGCUCGUGGCAUGAUCGUACGAAGUAUCAAGCUUGGGCGCCAGCUGAGAAGGCAGAAACGCCUAACGCUACUGCCAGAGCAGGAGUUAAAUUCGCCUUGGGGCAAGGAGGGAUGAGAAUAACCGACCGUCGCGAUCCUGAUGAGUUAGACAUCGACCUGUCUACAGAUGAAAAUUGCCUUCUUCGGGAGGAGCUAGCCGACAUCUGCAAACCCGGAGCCAACAGUGAAUUACACUCGCAUCACUCAUCUGCGCAAGGAUUCGCGGGAGAACCAACCCUUCUGGGAAGCCUCGCAAAAUUGUUUAACAACUAUUUUAAUCCGUGUGUACCUGUCAGGCCACAUCACAUAGUUGCAGGCUCAGGGACGAACAGUUGUCUUGUUACCUUGCUCUAUAAAAUCUGCGAUCCUGAAGACGGCGUCUUAGUGCCAGGGCCAUAUUGGAACGGGGAUGAGGUAGACUUUCGCACUUGUUCAUCCGUCCAGUCAGUUCUAGUCAAAACGGAAAAAUUCACGGACAUUUUUACGUUGAACUUGAUACCCAAAAUGGAGGAGGCGAUGGAUAACGCCACAUGCAGGAUAAGAGCCCUCGUCUUAACGAACCCACAUAAUUUAUUCGGGCAGUGUUAUCCCCAGGAAGUUCUGGAAGCCUGCCUGAAGUUUUGUCAGCGACGGGAAAUACACAUGGUUUCUGAUGAAGUGUAUGCGAUGACGACAUUUUCGUGUGCGGAGAUUUCUGACCCAACUCCGUUCAUUUCGGUCUUGUCCUUGGAUGCUGGUGCAUUGCAAUGUGACCGUUCUCGUAUCCAUAUGAUAUGGGGUACCAGCAAAGAUUUCGGCGUCAGCGGAUGUCGAAUGGGUUGUAUAGUAUCACAAGAUAACAGAGAGUCCAUUGUUGGACUUGCAGCUUCACCCAAAGCCCAGGUCUCAUCGCCAUCUGUAUUAUCCACAACCGCUCUUCUUUCCUCACCCACACUACCCCUUUUAGUCGCUUUGAACUCGGCCAGGUUGGCAGAAUCAUAUAUCCUCAUCACUUCAUUCUUUAUUCGCCAUCGAAUCGACUAUAUUCCAGUAAAUGCAGGAUUAAAUAUAUUUGCAAGGCUCGUUCCAAAUGCAAAGACUUGUGAGGACGAACUGGAUAUGAUAACGACACUUAAGGAGAACGGAGUGGUGGUUAGAGGUGGCGGAAGCUACCACGGAACACUUUUCGAAAAAGGGUGGGUACGGAUAUCAUUUGCUUUAGAGGAGCACCGGCUCCAGGAGGCCCUCCACAGAAUCGAAACGGCACUGCAUUUGGAGUCGUAA